AUGCUCUACACACACGCAACCAUCAUCACCGUAGACCCCUCCCGACGAAUUAUCGAGGAUGGGGCCAUCCACGUCGUGGACGAGCUAAUCGCCGACUUGGGCAAGACGGACAUCCUCCGAGCCAAGUAUCCCACUGAAGAGGAGUACGACCUGAGCGGCCGCAUCGUCAUCCCCGGCCUCGUCUCCACACAUAUGCAUACAGCCCAGACGCUGCUCCGGGGCACAGCUGAUGACCUGGAAUUGGUGUCGUGGCUCUGCGAGCGGAUCUGGGUGCUGCAGGGGAACUUCACGGCGGAAGACGGCUAUGCCGCGGCGCGGUUGAGUAUCGGGGAGAUGUUGAAGUCGGGGACGACGUGUUUCUUGGAGAGCAUGUUCGCCGAUCGGUACGGAUUCGAUGGCCUAUGUCGGGCCGUCGAGGAGAGUGGGAUCCGCGGUUGCCUCGGCAAAAUCGUCAUGGAUAUCGCGCGGUAUGCGCAAGACGAUGCAUGGGCGAUGCACCCCGGCCUCGUGGAAGACCGGCAGACAUCUCUACUGGGCACGCUGCAGAUGUGGGAGAAGUGGAACGGCAAGGCAAAUGACCGCAUCCGCGUGUGGUUUGGCGCGCGUACACCGGGAGGUGUGUCUGACAGUCUGUACCGCGAGAUGACCGCCCUGUCCCGGCAGAAGAACAUCCCCAUCACGAUGCACUGCGCCGAAGUCCGCGCUGACCGCGACUUCUUCGCCUCGGUCAAGCACACCCCCAUGUCCUACUGCGCCUCCGUCGGCCUGCUCUCCCCGUCCACCGUCUUGGUGCACAUGGUCCACCUGGAUGACGCGGACAUUGCCACGCUGGCCGCGUCCGGCACCCACGUCGCGCACUGCCCGACCUCCAACGCCAAGCUGGCGUCGGGGAUCUGCCGCGUGCCAGACCUGCAACAGGCGGGCGUCAAUAUCGGCCUCGGCACGGACGGUGCCCCCUGCAACAACACGUGCGAUCUCCUGCAGGAGAUGAAACUGGCGGGUAUCAUCCACAAGAGCGUCUCGUACGAUCCGACGGCGGUGCCGGCGGAGACCGUGCUGGAGAUGGCGACCAUCAACGGCGCGCGCGCGCUGGGCCUCGACGACCGCAUCGGCAGCCUGGAGGUGGGUAAAAAGGCGGAUUUUGUGGCGAUUGAUACGCGGAGGAUUCACCUCCAGCCGUGGUUUAACCCCGUCAGCGCGGUGGUCUACACGGCGACGGGCAGGGAUGUCGAUGUCGUGGUCGUGGAUGGGCGGAUGCUGGUUCGGAACGGGGAGCUGUUGACUAUGGACGAGGCAGAGGUCGUGCGCGAGGCACAGAAACGUAGUCGGGAGGUGGUGGCUCGGGCUGGCUUGACGGAGCGUCUGCAGCCUCGCUGGCCGGUGGAGUAG
This is a messenger RNA of Aspergillus pseudoviridinutans, 1389 nucleotides long. Its product is annotated as amidohydrolase. The coding region runs from base 1 to 1389 and encodes 462 amino acids. Lineage: Eukaryota; Fungi; Ascomycota; Eurotiomycetes; Eurotiales; Aspergillaceae. Gene Ontology annotation, molecular function: hydrolase activity, acting on carbon-nitrogen (but not peptide) bonds. The record is from RefSeq and is a predicted model, not a curated record. The transcript has 3 exons.